This is a messenger RNA of Fulvia fulva, 840 nucleotides long. RefSeq names its product Fumarylacetoacetate hydrolase domain-containing protein 2. NCBI's taxonomy places the organism in Eukaryota, Fungi, Ascomycota, Dothideomycetes, Mycosphaerellales, Mycosphaerellaceae. The coding region runs from base 1 to 840 and encodes 279 amino acids. The record is from RefSeq and is a predicted model, not a curated record. The transcript is spliced from 3 exons. Gene Ontology annotation, molecular function: catalytic activity.
AUGAAGGCCAUCUUUCGAAGACUGAUUCGCUUCCAGGACGCGCAAGGCAAGAUCUGUUAUGGCGAAGCUCCGGAGAAUCUUGACGCUUUGGAAGGCUCCAGCGUCGACUUAUAUAUCGGCACAGAGCCAUGGGAUCUUGAACCGAGUGGCACGACCGCAAGAGUAGCCAAGAUACUGUGUCCAUUGGCCACAACGCCAAUAAUUUAUGGAAUCGGCCUGAUAUACAAGGCCCAUAUCGAGGAAGCUGGAUUUCCCGUCCCGAAGUUUCCUGUGUACUUCUCCAAGCCACCGGAUGCCCUCGCCGCUCCUAAUCAAGACAUCGCCAUCCCAAGGUACUUCGAGAAGCUGGACUACGAAGGCGAACUAUGCUUUGUGACCGGCCGUGAUGUCAGGGACUUUGGCCAAGAUGACAAUGUCGCGGAUUACAUUAUUGGAUUUAUGGCUGGCAAUGAUGUGAGUGCCCGUGAAUGGCAAACACAAGAGACUGCUGGCGGCCAGCAUCACGUUGCAAAGUCAUUUGAUCACUUUGCUCCCGUGGGUCCUGUCCUUGCUUCUUACGAAGCCAUUCCCCAGCCGGAAGCAUUGAGGCUUCAGACCUUGGUGAACAGCAACCUUAGGCAAGACACCCGCACAGACGAUCUUCUGUUCACUCUGAAGGACAUUAUGGUCCACUUGACUCUCGGCAAGACCUUGAGGAAAGGCACAGUCGUUAUGACGGGCACACCAAGUGGAGUUGCAGCAUUUAUGAAACCGCCAGUCUGGUUGGAAGAUGGAGAUGUUGUAGAGGUACGCAUCACCGGAUUAGGGACCUUGCGCAACAAGCAUGUUUUCAAGCUCUGA